This is a messenger RNA of Oncorhynchus tshawytscha (Chinook salmon), 1181 nucleotides long. RefSeq names its product charged multivesicular body protein 2b. The transcript is spliced from 6 exons. The record is from RefSeq and is a predicted model, not a curated record. Lineage: Eukaryota; Metazoa; Chordata; Actinopteri; Salmoniformes; Salmonidae. Gene Ontology annotation, cellular component: ESCRT III complex; multivesicular body. Gene Ontology annotation, biological process: endosome transport via multivesicular body sorting pathway; late endosome to vacuole transport; protein transport. The coding region runs from base 124 to 768 and encodes 214 amino acids.
CUGUGGAAGCACUUCGACCAGGAAAUCUCAGAUUGUUGAUAGGGCGACAGUUUAGCUGGUGACCGUCGGGGAGCGGAGAAGUUGUUUUUAGUAUUAAAAGGUUUUAGUUUUCAUUUGUGCGCCAUGGCAUCUCUAUUCAAGAAGAAGACAGUCGAUGACAUUAUAAAGGAACAGACUAAGGAGCUUCGUGGUACUCAGAGACAGAUCACUAGAGACAGAGCUGCUCUGGAGAAACAAGAGAAACAAAUGGAGAUGGAGAUAAAGAAGAUGGCUAAGUCUGGGAACCGGGAGGCCUGCAAGAUCCUGGCCAAGCAGCUGGUCCAGCUGAGGAAGCAGAAGAACAGGACCUACGCUGUCAGUUCAAAGGUCACCUCCAUGUCUACACAGACCAAGGUCAUGAACUCCCAGAUGAAGAUGGCAGGAGCCAUGUCUGCUACGGCUAAGACAAUGCAGGCGGUGAACAAGAAGAUGGAUCCUCAGAAGACCCUUCAGACCAUGCAGGACUUCCAGAAGGAGAACAUGAAGAUGGGCAUGACAGAGGACAUGAUCAACGAUACAUUAGAUGAGAUAUUUGACGAAUCAGGUGACGAGGAAGAAUCUCAGGACAUUGUGAACCAGGUUCUGGAUGAGAUUGGCAUUGAGAUCUCUGGAAAGAUGGUGAGAGCCCCAGCAGCAGGGAACAAUCUCCCCUCUGCCUCUCCUAAACGGAAAACACAGAUCUCUGACGAUGAGAUAGAGAGACAGCUCAGAGCACUGGGAGUGGACUAACACAGACACACACACACACACCUUGGGCUAGGUCUGUGUACUUGCAGGCUGGUGGUCCAUGUGUCGGAGACUGGGAGACUGUGGCUGGUUAUGAAUAUGUAGUGACUACAUUAUGGAAUAAUAGAAUGUCUUAUUAUGACCCAAACUACAAUCUGCUGAAGGAUGGGAUAUUUAUGUACAUACAGACAGUUGACUCCAGUGACUUCAAUGUAUACAUGAUAUUUUGGAAGGACCAAUCCUGUGGGAGGAUGAAGUAAUGAUGUUUUUUGUGCUCUCACAUCUUUAGGUACGGUACUAUAGAUGCUGGUGAUGUCAUAGACUACUGACGAUGUGUCUGUAGUACCACUUACAUUAACUCUAGGAACUACUGACAAUGCUUGACUUUUUUCACUAAUAAACAUUUUGCAUGAGAA